AUGCCGAGAGUACGACACACACCGAAAUCCGACCGAGAUUCGAAUAAAGAAGCCGCCACACCAUCGAAGAAGGAGGAAGAUUCCAGAGAAUCCUUAUGCUGUCAGCGACAGCAGGUGAAAGCUGCCACACCAACGAAGAAAGAAGCAGUGGAUUCCAGAGAAAAAAUAUGCUACCAGCGUCAGCAGAUCACCAGGAAAAUAAAAAUGAUUAGUAACCAUCUUGAGGAAGCCGAAAAUAAGCCACAACAAAUAAGCACAUCAUUGCUGAAGGUGUUCGCGAAGAAACUGGAGCUUCAUUACAAGGAGUUCACAGAAGUACAUCGUGAAAUACUUGCAGCCACCGUAUCAUCUGACAACGAGGCGGAAGGUGAAGUGUUGAAUGAAUUUGAUGCGCUUCAUACAAACACUCUCAUUUUGUUGGAGCAACUCACCGAGUCACUUUCACCUGCCAGCAAUAACAAACAACCAGUUUCGAGUCCCAACAUUAUUGUCCAACAACCAAUCAGAGCUCCUGUACCAACCUUCGACGGCAAAGUGGAGAACUGGCCGAAGUUCCGCACGAUGUUUGAGGAUAUUUUCGCUCGCAGUGGAGAUUCCGAUGCAGUUAAACUGCACCAUCUCGACAAGGCUCUAAAAGACGAUGCAGCGGGUUGGAUCACAGCAAAGAUGGUUCUGGACAACAACUUCCAGCAAACAUGGCAGCAGCUCAUCGACCAGUACGAAAAUCCGAGAGUGAUCGUCGACACACAUAUCGACGGAUUGCUUGAUUUGAAGCCGAUGACCAAGCGAAACCAAAAGGAUUUACUCGAGCUGGUGAAAACGUUUAAUCGCCACGUUGGUGGACUUGAGUACCAGGGGCUAGAAGUGGAUGAACUUUCAGACCUCAUUCUAACGAAAAUCCUAACGUCACGAUUGGACGACCAAACACUGCAGCUUUGGGAGAGAAACCAGCAGCACGCCACAUUACCGAACCUGAAAGACACUGUAGCUUUUCUUCGAAGCGAAUGUCAGAUAUUGGAAAGAUUCCAAAACCGAUACCAGGCUACACCGAAACAGACACAAAUCAAGCCGUUCGUGAGUUCUAAGCAGUCGAAUCAGAAAUCAUAUACAACAGCUGAAUCCUGCCUUUUAUGCAAAGAAAAUCAUCGUCAUUUCGAGUGUCCAGAAUUACACAAGCUAUCUCCGGAUCAGCGUUAUGAGAAGGUAAAAAACUUGAAAAUCUGCUUCAACUGUCUCCGUCCAGGACAUCGCACACUUGACUGCUCAUCCAAGAAGACCUGCUCUCGUUGCCAGCGAAAGCACCACACUCUAUUGCACCAAGAGCCAUCGUAUACAGAGGAACAGCUUUUUGAUUACAAGUUACAAGAACAACACCAUUCCCGUUCGGUCACGACGGAUGAACCCCAUGAAUUCGAGCCAAUCACCAAUACCGUCGUUUCCUGCAGUUGUCACAGGGGUGCUAGAACAGUGAUGCUCAUGACGGCUAUAGUUCAACUCAAGGACAAUCGUGGACGCACAACACCUUGCCGAGUUUUACUGGAUAGUGGAUCGCAAGUGAACUUCAUUCACAAAGAUUUAGUUGGCCGUUUGUUUGUCACUCGACGACCAGCACGAGUACCCAUUGCAGGAAUCGGUGGAGCCGAAACCUUCGCCAAGGAAAAAGUGAUGGUGCAAAUAAAAUCGACACACUCCAAUUUCGGCACUGAUGUCGAAUGUUUAGUGGUUCCAACUAUAACGGAAGCAAUCCCAGCAACAAAAAUAAACGUUUCAUCAUGGCCGAUUGAUAGAAACCUACCCCUCGCAGAUCCAAACUUCAACCACCCAGGAGCCAUCGAUAUGCUGAUCGGCGUGUCACAAUUUUUGCGCUUGUUGAAGGCCGGGCGCCUCCAACUAGGCGACAACCUGCCGGAGUUACUUGAAACGCAUCUCGGAUGGGUAGUUGCCGGCGAUAUCGACCUUUCCAACAUUCAACAAUGUUUUGUUGAAACCGAAGUAAUUUCCGCAGUACCAACGGUUCCGAAGCGCGAGAAGUUGUUGCAGCCAAUGAUCAAUAUAGACGACACUAGGAGAUAUGUGGUAACCCAGCCAUCGCGAGUAUCGUUUCAAGAUAAUGAAAACAACCAGAAUCCGACAAUACGACGCUUCCUUCCACCGGAAAUAAAUCUGCAGAAGAAAACCGAUCAUUGCAAAUCAUCUUGUUAUGCCCAAGGUUACCUUAGUAUCAAAUACAUAUCAGAAACCACGAAUGACAUCCCCGAUGACGAGAAACCGCAGCAUAAGCUGACAACCGUUCAUAUCGUUCCAGCAAUCAAGAAGAGACAUACGCCGAUAUUUACAAAACCCCAAAAACCCAGCCAGUUAGUGAGAAAUUCGCUGUCCAGCCGAGGUCCCGAUAAAUUACUAGGAGCAACAAGUAUCAGGAUUCGAGACUCAGUAUGCAGACAAUUAAACUCGACCAAAUUCGUUCAUCCUAUUGACGGCAACACCAUCAAUUCUUCAGUAAAUUCUUGCCAGCCCGGCGGGAGUAUGUUCGCGCCCGAUUCGACCGCUCCGGAAUGA
Molecule: messenger RNA, 2559 nt
Organism: Toxorhynchites rutilus septentrionalis
Lineage: Eukaryota; Metazoa; Arthropoda; Insecta; Diptera; Culicidae
Exons: 1
Coding region: 1-2559 (852 amino acids)
Molecular function (GO): nucleic acid binding; zinc ion binding
Source: RefSeq, a predicted model, not a curated record